Guillardia theta CCMP2712 is the source of this 468-nucleotide messenger RNA. RefSeq lists its product as hypothetical. The annotation marks the transcript as partial. The record is from RefSeq and is a predicted model, not a curated record. The transcript is spliced from 2 exons. NCBI's taxonomy places the organism in Eukaryota, Cryptophyceae, Pyrenomonadales, Geminigeraceae.
UGCACCUUGAACAAUGCCGAUGAAUACGAUGGGGAAGACCUGUCGUCAUUGUCAGUCACACCUCAGUCGGGAAUGGUACACAUGGAUGUGCCGGAGAUGAGAGAUAUCAAAAAUUUUGUUUUGCAAUUGCGACGCAACCAGGCCAUAUGGCAGGUUCAGAAUGAGAAGACGCUAAGAUGUAGCACGAGCAAGAGGCCAAGAUUGACCUUGAAAGACAUGUUCUGUAGGCUGAAAAUAUUUUGCCGAAGGUAUGGAUACGAAGAAGUUCUGUCAUUAGCCAAUGACAAUCAAGAUGAGGAAGAAACAUACACUCCAUGGGAGAUGGAGCGAAGGAUAGCAGAUGGGCUAAAUGAGCUGGAUGAAAACAAGAUCCGCUUUAAAUUUGACGAAUGGCUGUCCAAUCCCGCAUUCGAUUGGAUCAGGGAAGUCAUCGCGAGUUCCACCCCCGUGCGGGCAACCGCAACCUGA